Molecule: messenger RNA, 600 nt
Organism: Symbiodinium pilosum
Lineage: Eukaryota; Dinophyceae; Suessiales; Symbiodiniaceae
Source: the annotation of a GenBank genome assembly
AUGCAAACAGAUGCAGCAGACGUUCCCGCAGUGCCAGCAGCAACGGCUGCGCCAACUUGGGAAGGCCCAAUUACUUGUUGGACCAGCGCGGACGACGAGGCGCAGGCUGAGGCUCUCCGGCGAAUUGACCUGCUUGCUAAGCAGGCUCUUAAAGCUUCCAAGGCUCAGACAGAGAUGGAUAGUACCACCCUGGAACGCCUCAACAAUGAGCGAACGCUGCGGCAGGAGGCCGAAAAGCAGCUCGCACAGGAGCGGAUGAAGCGCGAAGCCACACAGCAGCAGGUUCUAUGCCUUGAGUACGAGCUUGAUGGCAAGGAAGCUGCGUUGCAGGUGGCAGAACGUCAGCUGGAGCAGCGGGACGCCGAGCUCCAGGAGGUGCAACAACAGAUGGAUGGCAACUCCAGCAAUGUUCUUGGCUCGGAGGAUGCCAUGCGCGGUCUCAGGACCGAGCUCGAGGACAAAGACCGCCAGCUGGAGCUCAAGGAAAACCAAAUCGAACACUUGCUCAGGGUGCUCAAUCAGCAUGGGUCCACAGCCUACGCUGCAGAAGAUCGCUUGAGCUCGACUUAUUCGGCCUUCCCGACCAUGGGAUUCAGAUGA